AUGGGUGCAUUUCGACCUGGUGCAGGGCACCCUCAUAAAAGGAAAGAGCUUACAGCUGAGGAAGUGGAGGAGAGCAUUCCUGCUUCAUCAGAGGAGGAGAAAGACAAGAAACAUCUCCCAGGAGCUAAGAAACUUCCAGGUCCUGCUGUCAACUUGUCAGAGAUUCAGAACAUAAAGAGUGAGCUGAAAUACGUCCCCAAAGCUGAACAGUAGCUGGAAGAAGCAGUUUGGCACUCAAGAAGCAGAGAAAAGAAUGCAUUGCUUUCUUGCAGAGAUGGUUUGAUGCUGCA
This is a messenger RNA of Pogoniulus pusillus (Red-fronted tinkerbird), 290 nucleotides long. It is a transcript of the gene SMPX, whose product is annotated as small muscle protein X-linked. Gene Ontology annotation, cellular component: M band; muscle tendon junction; costamere. NCBI's taxonomy places the organism in Eukaryota, Metazoa, Chordata, Aves, Piciformes, Lybiidae. The coding region runs from base 1 to 213 and encodes 70 amino acids. The transcript has 3 exons. The record is from RefSeq and is a predicted model, not a curated record.